Molecule: messenger RNA, 1548 nt
Organism: Penicillium canariense
Lineage: Eukaryota; Fungi; Ascomycota; Eurotiomycetes; Eurotiales; Aspergillaceae
Product: Ribosome assembly protein 4
Exons: 3
Coding region: 1-1548 (515 amino acids)
Biological process (GO): ribosomal large subunit assembly
Cellular component (GO): nucleolus
Molecular function (GO): protein binding
Source: RefSeq, a predicted model, not a curated record
AUGGCGACCCUCCUCCCCCCGCCCAGCAAGCGCCAAAAGCUCGCUCAAGCUGAGAAGGCCAGAGAGCAGCAGGAAAUUCAGAGCAUUCCUAGCGAUCUUGGCAGCGUCCGAGUCCAAUUCUACGACCAGGCCACCGGCAAUGCCACCGGUCCUGCAGUGUCGGUCCCUGUGGCCGAUGCGAAUGUUAAGAACCUCGAGACAUUACUGAAUACUCUGCAAGGGAACGAUGAUGAUGAUCGAGUGCCAUAUCGCUUCACUUACCAGUCCGACAAGAAGGAAGGGCAGACUAUCGAUAUUCUCGCCGACCUAUACCACUCACUUCUCCAACCUGGGAUCAAGACCACCGAAGACACAGUCUCGUUGUUCUUCACGCCGCAAGCUGUAUUCCGAGUCAAAGCAGUUUCCCGCUGUGCGGCCUCCAUUGCGGGGCACGGCGAAGCCAUCCUGGCAACCUCCUUCUCCCCCGUCAACUCGUCGACCAUGGUCUCCGGAAGCGGAGAUUCCACCGCUCGAGUUUGGGACUGUGACACGGGAACCCCGCUUCAUACUCUGAAGGGACACACUAGCUGGGUGUUGGCUGUGGCAUACUCGCCGAACGGCGCAAUGAUCGCGACUGGCAGCAUGGACAACUCCGUGCGAGUGUGGGAUGCGAAGAAGGGCCAGGCGCUGGGUGGACCGCUCAAGGGCCACUCCAAAUGGAUUACCAGUCUCGCCUGGGAGCCGUACCACAUGCAGGAGUCUGGACGCCCUCGUCUGGCGUCCGCGUCUAAAGACGCGACCGUGAGAAUCUGGGAUGUCGUGUCGAAGCACACUGAUUAUGUCCUCACGGGGCACAAGGGGUCCAUUACUUGCGUUCGGUGGGGUGGCACUGGGCAAAUCUAUACUGCGUCGCACGAUAAGACGAUCAAGAUCUGGAACCCCAAGGACGGUACCCUGAUCCAGACUUUGUCGGCUCAUGCUCACCGCGUGAACCACCUUGCCCUAUCCACCGAUUUUGUCCUGCGCACUGCCUACCAUGAUCACACAGGCAAGGUGCCGGAGUCGGAGGCUGAGAAGGUGGCUGCUGCACGGAAGCGGUUCGAAGAAGCGGCGACGGUAAACAAGAAGAUUGUUGAGCGACUUGUAUCGGCUAGUGACGAUUUCACCAUGUACCUGUGGGAUCCAUCGAGCUCGAAUAAGCCCGUCGCCCGGCUACUGGGCCACCAGAAGGAGGUCAACCAUGUUACCUUCUCUCCGGACAUGGCCUAUAUUGCCUCUGCUGGGUUCGACAACCACGUCAAGCUGUGGAACGGACGUGACGGAAAGUUCAUCACUACUUUCCGCGGUCAUGUCGGUGCUGUGUACCAAUGCUGCUUCUCUGCCGAUUCUCGGAUGCUGGUAUCUUCCUCCAAGGAUACCACCCUGAAGGUUUGGGAUGUCCGAACCGGCAAGCUGGCCACGGACCUUCCCGGGCACCAGGACGAGGUCUUCGCAGUGGACUGGAGUCCCGAUGGGCAGAAGGUCGGCAGUGGAGGCAAGGACAAGGCGAUUCGGAUCUGGCGGAACUAG